Molecule: messenger RNA, 496 nt
Organism: Nomascus leucogenys (northern white-cheeked gibbon)
Lineage: Eukaryota; Metazoa; Chordata; Mammalia; Primates; Hylobatidae
Product: elongation factor-like GTPase 1
Exons: 4
Coding region: 134-496 (120 amino acids)
Biological process (GO): cytosolic ribosome assembly
Cellular component (GO): ribonucleoprotein complex; cytosol
Molecular function (GO): ribosome binding; GTPase activity
Source: RefSeq, a predicted model, not a curated record
AAGACAAAGGCAUGCAGAGAAGCUUGCAGCAGCGCAGGGACAGGCACCCUUGGAGCCCACCCAAGAUGGGAGUGCCCUUGAAACAUGUCCAAAAGGAGAGGAGCCAAGAGGUGACGAGCAACAGGUGGAAAGGAUGACCCCUAAACCUGUGCUCCAGGAAGAAAACAACCAAGAGUCUUUUAUUGCAUUUGCUCGGGUGUUCAGUGGUGUGGCUCGAAGAGGAAAGAAAAUUUUUGUCUUGGGGCCCAAAUACAGUCCUCUUGAGUUUUUACAAAGGGUACCAUUAGGCUUCUCAGCUCCACCAGAUGGCCUUCCCCAAGUCCCCCACAUGGCAUACUGUGCUCUGGAAAACCUGUAUCUUCUGAUGGGAAGAGAACUGGAAUAUCUAGAGGAGGUACCUCCAGGAAAUGUGCUAGGUUCUUUUUACUGUUUCUUAUGUCAGUUUUGGUACUUCAUGCUCAUAGAUAAUCAGAUUGACUAUCCAGUUUAUUUGUAA